Messenger RNA from Clunio marinus, 219 nucleotides. Lineage: Eukaryota; Metazoa; Arthropoda; Insecta; Diptera; Chironomidae. The record is from the annotation of a GenBank genome assembly.
AUGAAAGCAGCGUACAUUACUAAAUCACAAAUUGUAAUAAACAUUGAGAUUGUAAUUGUUAAAAACAAGGUUGGACGAUGUUCUGUUGCAAACAACAUUAGAGAAAAACUUGAUAAGAAUGCAAAUAAAGCAUUAAAACAUCGUCAUGGCGAAACAUGGGAAGGAAAAAGAAAUAACUUAAGUAGAUUUCUUCUUCACAUUGUUCAAAAGCUCGACUGA